AUGGAUGCGGGGAGCGCCGGCGAGGCGGGACGGCAGGAGGGGACUCCGAUGGGCCCCGCGGCGCCGUUUGGCAGGUCGUCGUCGUCGUCGGGUCUCGGCGCGAAGGGCGGCGCAGCACCCCAGAGCUUCGACGGCGCGCUCAGAGUUGAGUGGUUCUUUUCCCAACCAUACCGCGUCAAGUGCGCGCCUCUGAUUAGUGCUUGCGGGUCGGACGUCCGACGCGUUCGUUGGGGUUUGCAGGAGCUCAAGGAUCUGCAGUCCCAGCUGCACCAGGCGGCGGACUGCUGCGAGAAGGCGUUCCUCGCCACCGAGAAGAAGCAGCUAAUCCUGGACAGUACAAAGAGCUACAUCUGCAACGCGGUAGUAGCGGUGAUUGAUCAUCUGGGGACCGUUUCAUCCAAGCUUGAGCACCAGCUGGAAGACAAGGCUGAGAUCACGCAAACAGAGCAAAAGAUCAACUUCCUGAAGCAGAGGCUCUUGACAUGCGAACACUAUGCAAUUUCUCUCCAACUAUUGGCCGUUCGUGCGGACACUGGCGCCGUUCAAUAUCAUCGCCGUUAUCUUUCGCAAUCUUCUGAAAGAAACAACGAGGAAAAUGUCGCCAAGUCAAGCAGAGGUGGCCCAGAACCCUUCAAGCUCAAUAGCGCAGUGGCGCCAGGAUCUACUCGCACUCUGAAGCCAUAUGAUGCUGAAUCAACCAUCGGGAGGGAGCAUGCCGUGGCGGGUUCAGACGUUGGAAACCCAGCAUCCAUAGCGAGGUCAUUUUCCUUCAGAGCAGAGGAUGUUCACGUUGCUGCAGGGGGUCACCACAAGAAGAAGAAGAAAGGCAGCCAUGGCAGCAACAUCAUGUCAUUUCUCAAAAGAAGCAAGCGACAUGGGUAA
Molecule: messenger RNA, 882 nt
Organism: Triticum turgidum subsp. durum (durum wheat)
Lineage: Eukaryota; Viridiplantae; Streptophyta; Magnoliopsida; Poales; Poaceae
Source: the annotation of a GenBank genome assembly